AACAGCGCCGCGUCCGGUAUGCAGCAACAAUUUCACAGGAUGCACCCGGUAGCGGGGGUUUAGCCGGCGGUGACCGAUAAAAUGCGAUAAACAGUUAUUCGCGUCGCGGUAAUUUCGUACUUUCGUACGGAUAAAUGCGCGAGCUGCCGUAACCGUUGGAGGACGAAAUCGCGAGAGCAACGACGAUGACGCGCAUCACCUUCCUGCAUCCUGACCUCGGAAUCGGCGGCGCGGAGAGACUGGUCGUCGACGCGGCCCUCGCCCUGCGUAAGAACGGCCACGACGUGAACUUCGUCACGACGCAUCACGACCCGGAACACUGCUUCACCGAGACAAGGGAUGGCACGAUUCCCGUCACCGUUGUCGGCAACUGGCUGCCCAGGCACGUCCUGGGCAGGUUCUACGCGCUCUGCGCCUAUCUGCGUAUGAUAUACGCAGCUACUUACAUAAUAUUCUCUGACCAACGGCCAGAAAUCGUCUUCUGCGACCUGGUGUCCGUGUGCAUUCCCAUUCUGCGACUUCGAAUUCCAUACGUGGUGUUCUACUGUCACCAUCCGGACCAACUGCUCUCUCAGCCUGGUGGCUACAGCAAGCAGCUGUAUCGCAUGCCGCUGAAUUAUCUGGAAGAAGUCACCACGGGCAUGGCUCAUAAAAUAUUUGUGAAUAGCGUUUAUACAGGCAACGUGUUCAGGAACACAUUCAAGCGACUGCACGUCGAGCCGGAAGUUUUGUAUCCCUCCAUCAACACGGACUUCUUCGACAAGACAAGAAUAGUGUCCCUGGAGAGGGUACUGGAUAGAAAACUACCGGACGACAGUAUCAUACUGUUGUCCAUCAACCGAUACGAGCGCAAGAAGAACUUGUCCCUGGCUCUGGAGGCUCUCGCAGAGCUGGAGAAUCUCCUGACGAAGGAGAUAUACAAACGCUUGUACUUGAUCGUAGCUGGCGGCUACGACAAGAGGGUCGAGGAGAACGUGGAGUAUCACUUGGAGUUGAUAGGGCUCGCUGAUGAGCUCCACGUGACGGAGAAGGUGAUGUUCUUGCGCUCGCCUUCCGACAUAGACAAGGUCUCCAUACUUCAUCACUGCAAGAUUGUAAUAUACACACCGCCGAACGAGCACUUCGGCAUCGUGCCGUUGGAGGCGAUGUACAUAGGCAAACCUGUAGUCGCUCACAAUUCCGGCGGUCCGAUCGAGUCGAUAGUAUCCGGUGAGACCGGUUUCUUGGUCGACCUGUCUGGCCAGGCAUUCGCCUCCAAGAUAGCUUACUUGAUCACUAAUCCGGAUCGCACGGAGAACUUCGGGAAAUCCGGUCGGGACAGGUUUCUCAAGACGUUCAGUUUCGCCGCGUUCAGCGCCCAACUGAACAAAGCGAUGGACGACUUGAUCGACAAGAAGGAAAAGUAACGAUAAUGAGCAGCUGUCCGGAUGAAUAUUCACUGUUCUCGACUUUUGCACAAUAUCAAAUAUAUCUCGAACGGUUAUUGAAAAUGGUACUAAGAGAAGGAGGUAAGAGAUCGCUUUCUUACAGAGUACCUGUUGCGCUUGUUAUCGAUUAAGUGUCCGACUGAAACUUAUUGCAUUUCUUACUGGACGUUUGUAAGCCCGUCCAACUUAUUUAAUCUUCCUCCUCUCUGUCUUCAUACACUUCGUUUUCAGUUUUACCUUCUUCCUCGCAGUGGGACUCGAAGCUUUCUUUGUUCGUUCUAUUUCCGAUUAACAGCCGAAGAAAACAGAAUGAAAGUGAUCAUAUGAACAAAAAUAUUGACAAUAAAUGAAGAUACCAAAAAUUUCGCAAAUAUUAAUACAUUCUGUAAAUAAAAUAUACGCUUGAAAACUCCGAUCUGACAGAGCCCAGUGUGAGGAUCAAGGAUUAUUUAUUCCUAUAUAUAUAUAUAUAUAUAUAUAUGAAUAUAUGAGUAUUUAAAGAGUUUAUAUGUAAGUUGUUAUAAAUUAUUAUAAUUAUUAUGUGUUGCGUUGUUGGAUAAUAUAAGCGGUUUUUUAAUUGAAUUUUGCAUGUAUAAUCGAUCGUUAAAACACAGACAAGCAUAAUUGUAAAUUACGCUGAAACGAAAUAAACAUUGUAUAGAUUA
This is a messenger RNA of Dinoponera quadriceps, 2092 nucleotides long. RefSeq names its product alpha-1,3/1,6-mannosyltransferase ALG2 (gene Alg2). The record is from RefSeq and is a predicted model, not a curated record. Lineage: Eukaryota; Metazoa; Arthropoda; Insecta; Hymenoptera; Formicidae. Gene Ontology annotation, molecular function: GDP-Man:Man(1)GlcNAc(2)-PP-Dol alpha-1,3-mannosyltransferase activity; alpha-1,3-mannosyltransferase activity. The transcript has 2 exons. The coding region runs from base 186 to 1406 and encodes 406 amino acids.